AUGUAUUCCUGGCAUGGAGCCUCCAGCCACGCGUCCACGCCAGCUCUCCCUCCCCUAGGCGGUCCGCGACUGGAUUCCGCCGCAUCGACUGCCUCCCAACAGCCGCAACAGCCCUCAUACCAGAUGCCCCAGCUACGAUGGCUGCCCUCAAUGAUAUCCCGCACGCCCAACGGCCCUCACGGCUUGCCCUUGUCGCCGAACCUGCGCAUGUCCGGCACUCCUGUUCCUGCAUCCACCGCACCGCACUCCGCCCCAUCCACCACCACCACAACAUCCACACACCACCCGCAAACACAUCCCGCCGUAGCCGUCGUCAUAGACGCGCACAACUCCCUCCCCAGCUCCUCCGCUAGUGACCAAUCCGACCACCCUGCCGCGCGCGACGCCCUCCCGGACACCGAGCACGCGUCCGCGUCCGCGUCCGCCCCCUCCAACAACACCACCAGCGACGCCGCCCCCACGAACCCGGAGGACGACGACGACCUCACAGCCAGCGGCCUCGCCGACCUCCCCGCCACCGCCGACGGCACCGCCGACAGCGACACCCCCCGCAAACACGGCAAACGCCUCACCACCAAAGAAGAAGUCUCCCUCUUCGAAAUCUGCAACCGCCACGCAGCCGACUUCGGCCAGCGCAGCAACCUCUGCAAGUGGUGGAUGACCGUGACCGAGGAGUUCACCCGCGACCAGGGCCACCCCUACUCGUGGCACUCGGUGCGCCGCCGCGUCGAGGCCAUGACCAAGCAGCGCAUCAAGUUCCUCGACGACCUGCGCGAAAAGGGCGGUGCUGACGCCGUCACCGCCGCUGACGACGCCGCGAACCCGCGCUGGCGCGCUGCUAUCGACGCGUGGAUCCCCACCUGGCAGCGCUGGGAGCAGGCCGAGGCGCAGCGGAUCGAGAAGAGGGACUCGCGACGGCCACGGAAGCGCAGGGCGUCUGAGUGGGAGGGCGGGAGUCCCGCUGUUUCUGUGCCGGGCGCGCCGGCGGCGCCGGCGUCGGGGCCUGCUCCUGCGACGGCCGGGUGGGAGACGCCUAGUGUGACUGGGACGCCGCGGAGUGCGUCCGUGUCGGUGCCGGCGCAGGUGCAGGCGUCGCAGCAGAGUGCGAUCCGGCUGCCGCCGGGGUUUGAGAAUAUGUUCUCGAAUCAACCGAGUGCGACGCCUGCGCCACCGGUGUUUGCGUCGCCGCCACCGCCGGCGCCGGCUACACCCGGCGCAAAGGAGAAUAAUAGUGUGAUGUCGGCGGUGCUGGAGACGCUGGGGAAGCUGAAUCGGCAUCUGGAUGCGGCGGGGUCCGAGCCCCGUUCGUCGCCGAUUGUCUCUUCCGUAGCGUCGAAUCCGCAGAAUGUGUGGUCUGGUGACACGCGCGCCGGGAAUGGCGACGAGGCGGCGAGUAGCGUGUUGUCGGCGGCGGUCGUCGACAGGCUCAAACAGGAGAUCCGGCAGGAGAUGCGCAAUGAGUGGCAGGCGGCCCUGGAGAAGGACCGCGCGGCGCUGGAGGAGAAGCUGGAUUCGGUGCAGAGGACGCAGGAGAUGAUCCUAGAGAUGCUGCGACAGGAGCCUGCAUGA
Aspergillus terreus NIH2624 is the source of this 1569-nucleotide messenger RNA. RefSeq lists its product as uncharacterized. Lineage: Eukaryota; Fungi; Ascomycota; Eurotiomycetes; Eurotiales; Aspergillaceae. The transcript has a single exon. The record is from RefSeq and is a predicted model, not a curated record. The coding region runs from base 1 to 1569 and encodes 522 amino acids.